Lathyrus oleraceus (garden pea) is the source of this 585-nucleotide messenger RNA. RefSeq names its product gamma carbonic anhydrase 1, mitochondrial-like. The record is from RefSeq and is a predicted model, not a curated record. The transcript has 2 exons. Lineage: Eukaryota; Viridiplantae; Streptophyta; Magnoliopsida; Fabales; Fabaceae.
AUGUUGCUAACCAAACGCGUGGAGCCAAGACAACAGUUGUCCAGGCAUCGAACUCUGAUGAACGUAUUUGAUAAGGCUCCUGUUGUUGAUAAAGAUGCAUUUAUUGCCCCAAGUGCCUCCGUAAUUAGUAAUGUUCACAUUGGCAGAGGAUCGUCUAUUUGGUAUGGAUGUGUCAUGAGAGGUGACAUGAACAACAUUAGUGUUGGAAACUAAACAAACAUUUAGGACAACUCCUUGGUGCGUGUUGCAAAGUCAAAAUUAAGUGGGAAGGUGUUGCCUACUGUUAUUGGAGAUAAUGUUACUGUAGGUUAUAGUUCAGUUUUACAUGGUUGCACUGUUGAGGAUGAGGCUUUUGUUGGUAUGGGUGCAACACUACUUGAUGGUGUUGUUGUUGAGAAACAUUCCAUGGUUGCUGUUGGUGCUCUUGUGAAAAUGAAUUCACGGAUUCCAUCUGGAGAGAUUUGGGCAAGGAAUCCAGCAAAAUUCCUGAAAAAGCUCACUGCUGAAGAGAUAUCAUUUAUCUCCCAAUCAGUUAUCAGUUACAGUAACCUUGCACAGGUCCGCACCAUCAUAAGCACACCUUGA